UGACUCUUACUUCCUCUAAGACACUUCAUGUGUUCCGUCAUAAACAGUUUCUUGAUGUAGGAGUCACUGUAGAGAAGUGCGCAGCAGAAGUGCAACCGCACUCAAGUCAGCGCAUGGUCUUCUCUCUGAACCAUGGACCUGUGUGAGCUGACAUCCCUUUGAAAGGGCUCUGUCCAAGGCAGUGUGGAGUCAGUCAUGGAGUAUCAGGCCUGGAUUCUGAGGGACAUCUUGAUUCACUUGGAGAGGCAGGAGGCAGCGGGUGAAGAAGACCCAAAUGGCAUUACUGGGGAGUUUGCAAAAUUGAAAAUUCAGUCAACAAAGUAUCGUGUGGACAAGACCUUUUCCGCAAAGACUGCAGAAAAGACAGAAAACUUCAAAAAGAACCGAUACAAGGAUAUUGUUCCCUUUGACCACAGCAGAGUAAAACUGAGUCUCGUCACAUCAAAGAAGGACACUGAUUACAUCAAUGCCAGUUUCAUAAAGGGGGUGUCAGAACCCAGGGCAUAUAUUGCCACUCAGGGUCCACUUCCACACACAGUGGUGGACUUCUUAAGAAUGAUCUGGGAAUUUAACAUUCAGGUUAUCGUGAUGGCCUGUCGAGAGUUUGAGAUGGGGAAGAAAAAGUGUGAGAUCUACUGGCCCCAGACACUCGGGGAAACGUUUACCUGUGAGCCGUUUUCCGUUUUCUGUGAUUCAGAAGAAAGCAAAGGAGAUUAUCUGACAAGGACAUUAAGGGUGACUUAUCUUGAUUGCAGCCGCACUUUGAAACAACUGCACUAUGUCAACUGGCCAGAUCACGGCGUGCCGGACUCGAUCCCUCCCAUUUUGGACAUGUUGUAUGAGAUGCGCUCCUUUCAGCCUCACGAUGACAUCCCUAUCUGCAUCCACUGCAGUGCUGGCUGUGGCAGAACAGGAGUGUUGUGUGUCAUUGAUUACACAUGGAACCUCCUCAGGAAGCAGAUGAUUACUCCAGAUUUCAACAUUUACACUCUUGUUCAAGACAUGAGGACGCAGCGGCCCUCCGUUGUGCAAACAAAGGAACAAUAUCUGUUGGUCUACAGAACCAUCAAGGUUUUGUUUCAGAGGUAUUUGGAUUGCAUGGAAGCGCAUCCUUCCCAAAUCAAGAUACCAGACCUGACUGACUCUGAACCUGAGCUGUCUGACCUGAGUGAUGACACUGAGUUCACACCAGAGCAGAACCAGCUGCAUGGCGAGGAGGAAGACCUUUGGAAUCAGCAUCGGCACCUUCCGACUCCUCCAGAGGUUCUAAUCACCCACCACAACUUCGACACGGAGCCCCGGACCUCCCCCACACUCGUGCUCAAGGACCAGAGGGAGCCUGCAGAGGGGAGGAUCCAGGAGAACGGGGAUGCUCCGACAGGCAGCACUCCACCUGCGAAGGCUGUGGCGGAAACCAUUUGUCUGAUGGUGGAAGACCCUUACUUUGACACUCCCCUGAGCUCCCCGUCAUCAGAGGAGGCGUCAGCCGAAGACUCCACAUGGACACUCAGCCCGAUCUUCAAAACUCCAUCGCUGCUCCUGAAUGACCAGAUGCUGAACUCAAACUCUCCUGCCUCAGUUUCAGCCAAUGAAGAAACACCUCCUCCUCUUCCCGAACGAACCCCUGAAUCCUUUGUCUUGGCUGCAAAUGAAGAGCAUCAGGAUCUGUGUGAAAGGUUGUCCGUUGUCUUUCCUCCCAAUUUUGCAGCAGAAGCUGUUAAAGAGUUAGCAGGGAGCCCCCCUUCACCGGUCCCACCGCUUCCAGAAAGAACCCCAGAGUCAUUUGAGUUAGCCACCGAUCCAGCUCCGUGCGAGCAGCAGCCGGAGGUCACCCCGGCACUGACACUGGAUCCAGGAGGAGGCUCACCGGAUCAGAUCUGGUCUGAGCCUGCAGGCACCGUCCACAUCAGGGACACAAGUUGUGUGAAGAAAAAGAGUUGGAGAGCAGAAGUGGCCAUCUCUGCACCUAUGAUCAAGUUUGAUCGUCCACUGGACACGACCUCCAACCCCAACAAUUCCUGUGUGAUCACAAACCCCCUCCCUGCUCCAUCUCUUCCUCAGACUGCAGUCGAAAGAAGCGUCCAAGUGUGUCCGCCUCCCUCACAGGCGACGCCGAGGGUCGGCCUGUCCUCGGAGUGGGCCGGCAGCUCUGAGCCCAAAGGUUUCCUCCACUCUUUCAUCAGGAGUAAGAGUGUUCGGGCUAAAAGUUCAAGACAAGAGCCCCUCGCAGUGUUUCGGCCUAUUGCCCCACUUCCUGUGGUGGCCAUUGGAGGAGGAAGCGCUCAAGCCGAACAUGACGUGAACCUCAGGCCGACUUCCAUCGUGAAUUCAGGAACCAAUUCAGACAAAAGCAGUGAAAAAGGCAUAACUAGAACAAAGAGCCUUAAAUGUCUUAAAAAUAAACUAAGACCCAAAGUCUCCCCACCUCCGCCUCCCACCCAACCUUCAGCCCCUCCUCAGUCACUCAACGCCUCCUUGGCAGGGUUCAAGUUUGGAUUUGGGAGCCGCUUCAGGAAGCCAAAGGGCCCAAGAGCGUAUCCAGAGACCUGGGUGUGAGGCGCACAUAGAGGGGCUGAUGGACCCACGCGGGAGAGCGCAGCAGCACCCCCUGCAGGAAGAACACAGGAAGUGUCUCAUAGCUUUUCCCAAAUAAGCAAACGAGCUUUCGACGCGUUUUGUAGUUUUUAUAGAGCAAAGGACCCCAUUUAUGUAUGCAGGUGUGUCUGUGUGCAGCGAAGGAAGCAGACUGUUUGCAAAACUUUAGUUUCUUCUCAAAAGAUGGAGAAGACUGACGGAGGUCAUGGGUGCACAUGUGAUCCAGCUGCACAGCCAGACAAGUUAUUUAUUAAAAUCUUUUUGAAGUGUU
This is a messenger RNA of Oryzias latipes (Japanese medaka), 2866 nucleotides long. RefSeq names its product protein tyrosine phosphatase non-receptor type 22 (gene ptpn22). Gene Ontology annotation, molecular function: non-membrane spanning protein tyrosine phosphatase activity. Gene Ontology annotation, cellular component: cytoplasm; nucleus. NCBI's taxonomy places the organism in Eukaryota, Metazoa, Chordata, Actinopteri, Beloniformes, Adrianichthyidae. Gene Ontology annotation, biological process: T cell receptor signaling pathway; protein dephosphorylation; negative regulation of T cell activation. The record is from RefSeq and is a predicted model, not a curated record.